UCAUUUUAUUCAAAACAGUGUUAGGAAUCAGAAUACUGUAUUUAUGUAACAAUUGUUUCAGAGAUAAAAUAAUAUCACAAAGCGGAAAACGUUGAAAUAGAUAAUUUCGACGUUGAAGGUUUCGUCCAUCCUAAACGAGCAUUUCUGUUUCAUUUAUAGUUAAGUGAUCAUUUAGAGAAGAGCGAAAUUGAAAAUUGUACAAAAUGAAUCGAAUAUUCUUUGUAUUAUUUUAUACUUUUAAUUUAAUGGUGAUAGCAUUAGCAAAGUGUACCGUUAACAAUUAUGAAGAAGGAUUUGGGAAUCGAGUGAAGUGUACAAACGAAAGUCUAUCAAAAGCACUGGAUCAAGGAAAUAACGUAGUAGCUGCGAUCUUGAUCAUUCAUUCGGAUAUACGUCAACUCCCAAAAGAUACAUUUAUAAGAUACGCCAAUACUCUGGUGGCUCUGAACUUGCAAUACUGUAACAUCAAGGACAUCGACGACGAUGCUUUCCGUGGUUUGACUUAUAUCCAAAAACUCAGUCUUUCGAGUAAUAACAUUAGCCAAGUGAAGGAUCGUUGGUUCCGAGAACUGAGUUCUUUGCAACAGUUGGAUUUCUCUUAUAAUCAGAUAAAGACAAUCCAACCGCUAGCCUUCAUGGCAUUAUCGAAUCUUCGUAGACUCGAUCUUAGUGAAAAUCGACUCGGAUGUUUGGAAAACAAUGUUCUUCAACCAUUGAGAAGUCUCGACAAAUUACGUUUCCAGGGUAAUCCGUUGACCUUCGAAUGUCGCGCUAAGCUAACUCUGUGGCUACGAGAUCACGGUAUUAAUUACAAGAUCGAUCCGCGUGGUCCAGAAUUCUGGCUGGACAACGUACUUUGGCUCUGUGCCGUGGACGAUUCCAUUCCUUUAGGGGAUAAGAACGAACAAAUGGUGGAAUGCGUCAUUUUGAAUCUUUUCAAUCAAUUACGGACAGUUUGGACGUUACCCGAUUCACCCUCGAUACCGCAACAGUGUUCACAAGCAAGAAAAGAUCUUACGAAAUGUUUGGUCACCGGUGGACAUAAAUCAUUGACAUAUUCUGCUACAAAUGGUGGAUUUAUUAAAAAUUUACUUUUACAGCUUAGAGAAUUAAAAUCGAGCGUUUGAUGAUUCUAUUUCGAUUUUUUUUUUGCUUUUUUUUCAUUAUGAUAACUCAAAUUUUCAAAGUGUAAUUAAUAAUAUUAUUCGAACGUCAUUUGCCUGUCUCUAUUACAGGAUAAUAAAUUUAUACUCUGUCCUUGAAAAGAACAAGACAAAUGAUGUUGUACCAUUUACCGAUCUUAUUAGACAUUAUCGUAGUAUUAAUAUUCUUCUAUGAAAAACUUUCCAGAUAAAGCUAUCUUAUAUUCGUAGAAUUAAUCAUCGUAAUAGAAGUAGAACUUUAUUGAUAGAAAUCCUUGCCACGUGUACUUUAAGAAAUAUCACUUGAUGUUCUAUUAUGUAAAGUAUACUUACGCGAUCAUUCGCUUUAAGUUUUUUUGAAUUGUUGUGUCAUCAAAAAAAGAAUAAAUUUGGUUGAUCUUUUCCUAAAAAUAUAUAUAUGUAUAGAAAAAAAGUAAAUAUUAUCAUUCACAGUAAAAGGAUAGUGGUGGUAUUGAGGAGGGGAGGCCACGAUGACAUUUUGUUUGAUCAAACUGUCGAACGAUAGGAAAUGGGAAAAUACGAAUAGACAGUUCUAUCUAUCAUUUAUUUCAAAAAAUAUACGUCGAAGAAUUUUGAAAUCUUGAGGAAGAGAAAAAGAGACAUG
Messenger RNA from Polistes dominula (European paper wasp), 1767 nucleotides. RefSeq lists its product as uncharacterized. NCBI's taxonomy places the organism in Eukaryota, Metazoa, Arthropoda, Insecta, Hymenoptera, Vespidae. The record is from RefSeq and is a predicted model, not a curated record. Gene Ontology annotation, molecular function: protein binding.